Messenger RNA from Cylicostephanus goldi, 282 nucleotides. Lineage: Eukaryota; Metazoa; Nematoda; Chromadorea; Rhabditida; Strongylidae. The record is from the annotation of a GenBank genome assembly.
AUGUCAAUAUUGAUAGCCGUUAAUUUACUCAACUACAUGGAUAGAUUUACCUUACCAGGAGUUUUAUCUGAUGUGCAAAAAUUCUACGAUGUUAACAAUGCCCAGGCUGGUUUGCUACAAACCGUUUACUUGAUAUUCUUUAUGCUAAUAUCGCCAGUUUGGGGUUUUCUCGGAGAUAGAUAUAAUAGAAAGUAUCUAAUGAUGGGCACUCUGCUCCUUUGGACAUGCACAGUUUUGCUCUCAACUUUCAUUCCGCAGAACGUUGGUUUCAUUUUAUUAUAG